This is a messenger RNA of Linum trigynum, 2899 nucleotides long. The record is from the annotation of a GenBank genome assembly. NCBI's taxonomy places the organism in Eukaryota, Viridiplantae, Streptophyta, Magnoliopsida, Malpighiales, Linaceae.
UAAAAGAAAAUUUCCCAAUAAUCCUCCCUUUGUUCAUUUUAGUUCAUUACUUUGUUAAGGUGAUCACCAAAGUUCCCCCCAAAACUCACAGAAACUCACAAUACAUUGGAGUGAUAGAAAGCUAUUCCUUGGUCUCGAUCUUUUGAAUGGUCUUUGUUUGUGUGAGAGAAGAAGGGCCAUUUAUGAAGAAUGUCACGUGGGCUUCAAACCCAUGCCAUGCAAACGUAGACCAAGAGAAUCCAAUGCACACUACAAGUUCAUUCACUGAAAACCUAAAAACAAAAAAACCACAGCUCUUUUAACCUUACUUAUGAUCAACAAACAAUCCUAAGACUGUAAAACAAAGUUAAAAAAAAAGGAGAGAGGUUGCAAAAGGGUAAAACAAAAGGGGACAGAGCACAUGAACCACCCUAUCUUACACUGUCAGAGACCAGAAGCCUCUCAGCCAGCCAGCCUCUUAUCUCUGAUUCCUUGUUUCAGAGCAAGGUUGUCAAACCGGUUUAUGCCAGUGUACCGGUUUAGCAAGUGGAAUGGUUCAACCGGUGGUACAUACCGGUUUGUGCCGGUUAAUAUUAUAAAUAAUUAAUAAAUUCUCAUAUUUAAACACAACAUUUAACGUCAAUACCUAAAUAUUUGUACUUGAAUCCAACAAAUAACAUCAACAUUUAUCUUUUUAACACAUAAAAUAAAUAAUAAAUUACUUUUUAUCAAUUAAAUUCACUAAGAUAAGAUCAUUUUAUUUGGAGAUUCGUAUAUCGAUCAUGCCGGUCAUACCGAUGGUGUCAUGCCGAUUUUAUGACCGGUACAAGUUAAACUAGAUUGAACCAGUGGCACGCCGGUCGGCAUGACAACCAUGUUUCAGAGAAUAUAGCCACCUUCACCCUUCUCUCUCACCACCAAAUUUCAGUUUUAUGGCUUUUUUGCCCUCCUUUUCUUUUCUCAACUUUGCUUCUUUUUUGCAAGAAGUUACCAUCCCUCUUUAUCCCCCUCCCUCCCUCCCUCUUGUGCCAUCUCUUACACUCUUUUCCCUUUCUCUCUAUAAAUUCCCACAUAGCUACUUUAUUCCCUUCUUGAACCCCCCUCUCCCUCCUCUGCCCUAACUAGGCGCAAAAAACCAAAUCUUUUGUUCUCUUUGCCCAUUUCCCCCCUAUAGCUUCAAACUCCCCUCUCUCAUUACCUUGUUGAACCAAAGAUUUGUGACAAUCUAUAUCAAAAUGGCUUCUUCUUCUUCUGAGCUGAGCUUGGAUUGCAAACCCCACACCCAUCAUUCUUUGCUUCUGAGAUGCUUCUCCUCCGACCAAAUCAUCACUCAUCAGCCACAAAAGCUGGAGGAAUUCCUGACUCGGCUCGAGGAAGAGAGGCUGAAGAUCGACGCUUUCAAGAGAGAGCUCCCACUCUGCAUGCAACUCCUCACUAAUGCCAUGGAGAGCUCAAGGCAGCAGCUUCAAGCAUACAGAGGCAGCCAUCACCAACAACAUCACCAGCCAACAGUAGCUCUCGAGGAAUUCAUACCUCUAAAAAACUCAUCUUUACCACCACCACUCGAAUCUGCUUCCUCGUUAGAGAUCAAGGGAUGUGGCAACAACACGGACAACAAGGCGAAUUGGAUGACGACGGCUCAGCUAUGGAGCCAAGAGACCACCAAGCCUCUGCCUCCACCAAAAGACCAAACCCGCGAAACCCAUCAUCAUCAUACGACGACGACGAUGAUGAUGGGCUUCAACGUUAGCCCGAAAUUUGGACUGGAUGAAGCUCCAACUCUGGCACUUGCUUCAGCGGUUGGAUCAACAACAGAGGAUAUUAACAAUGAUAACCAUCAUGAUUAUCGUCACGAGGAUAGUGAUAAAACAGGUGGUAAUCAACCUCCCGAUCUACAAGCUGUCGGGGCGGUGGACAGUAACGUUAAUGGAUCGAAUGGCAACAACAACAACAAUGGUGGUAGUGGUGGUCAGAAUCAUAGGAAGGCGAGGAGGUGUUGGUCGCCUGAUUUGCACAGGAGAUUUGUGAAUGCUCUUCAAAUGCUUGGUGGGUCUCAAGUGGCGACUCCAAAGCAAAUCAGGGAACUGAUGAAGGUUGACGGUUUGACCAAUGAUGAAGUGAAAAGCCAUCUCCAGAAAUAUAGGCUGCACACAAGGAGACCGAGCCCAAGCCCACAGGCGCCAGGUGGGCCAGGGCCGCAGCUCGUGGUCCUAGGCGGGAUCUGGGUCCCACCAGAGUACGCUGCCGCCGCCGGACACCACUUCUGCGCCGCCCCGAACUCCGUCCCGCAGGACUACUACGUCGCCGCCGGUGGAAUGCCGAUUCCUCCUCCUCCGCCGCAGCACCACCACCACGCGGCGUUUCAGCAGCAUCAUCACCACCAGGUCCACGUGUACAAGACGACGUCGUCCCGGGGCCAUAGCUCCGGCCCGGAGUCCGACGACCGAGCAGCCGCCGGGAGAGAGAGGUCGGAGAGCAUCGAGGAGGAUGGGAAGUCGGAGAGCAGCAGCUGGAAGGCAGGGGAGAGCGGCGACAAUAUCGCCGCCGGCGGCGGCGGGAAAGGGCUGGCUGCGUUGAGGGAGAAUGAAGAAGAAUGUGAUAGGAGUGAAAUCACUCUCAGAUUUUAACAACCAAGAAAAGAUCUUUUUUUUCUUCUUCUUCUUUUUAGGUUUUAGGAUUUUUAAUUUAGAUGAAAUUCAGAGGUUCGUUUUGUAAUCAUCAUCGCCUAACUUCCCAUUUCAGUGCCCAAAUAUUGUUAUUGUUUCACAACCAGCCACCCAUUAAGGAAACAGGGUUCAUGAAAAGAAGAGGGAAGAAGGGAGCCGAAAGCAUCUGAUGCAAUUAGGGUUCUUUCCAGCUUAUUUUCUGAACUCUCUCUCUCUCCACACACACACAAGCUUCAUAAAACCACUUUAUCUCC